Striga hermonthica is the source of this 1860-nucleotide messenger RNA. NCBI's taxonomy places the organism in Eukaryota, Viridiplantae, Streptophyta, Magnoliopsida, Lamiales, Orobanchaceae. The record is from the annotation of a GenBank genome assembly.
AUGUUCGCGCGAUCAUUGCGAAACUCACCUUCAAACCUUCUCUUUCCCCUUCCCAUCCAAACCAAACAUACCUUCUCUUACUCUCGACCCGCCUCCGCCGCCGCCGCCCGACCGGAAUCUUUCAUCUCCUUGUGUGCCCAAGGCCGACUCAAGGAAGCCAUCGCCGUCCAUUUCCCCCUCAUCCAGUCAAAACCGGUCCUCGUCUCCCACCUCCUCAAAGCAUGCAUUGCCUGCAGCUCCCUCCCGAAGGCCCUCCAGGUCCACUCCGUCGCCAUCGCCGCCGGCUGGUCAGACAUCAAGUUCGUCUCCAACCACCUGGUCAAUGCCUACACCAAGCUAGGCAGCUUGGAGACCGCUCUCAAGGUGUUCGAUAAAAUGCCCCACAAAAACAUCAUGUCCUACAACAUCAUAAUCAGUGGCCACAUACAAAACGGCCAGUUGGACCUUGCCAUGGAGGUACUUGAAGAAAUGGGCCCUAGGAAUAUUGCCACGUGGAAUGCCGUCAUCGCAGGCAUGAUCAGGUUCGAGCAAAACGAAGAGGGCCUAAGGUUGUUCCACAAAAUGCACGAAAACGGGAUCUCGCCUGAUGCAUACACAUUGUCGAGCGUGCAGAGAGGAUGUGCGGGCUUGAAGGAUUUAGCGAAAGGAAAGCAAGUUCACGGUUAUACAGUGAAAUCAGGUUUGGGGUUUGAUUUGGCGGUCGGUAGCUCCACUGCACACAUGUACAUGAGGUGUGGUUGUUUGCAGGAAGGUGAGUUACUGAUUGAAUUAAUGACUUCACGUAAUUUGAUUGCUUUUAACACGCUUAUUGCUGGGCGUGUUUGGAAUGGGUUCCCUUCUGGCGCAUUGGAUGCCUACUUGGACAUGAGGACGGCCGGCCUCCGGCCCGAUAAGAUCACUUUUGCAAGCUUGAUCACUUCCUGCUCGGAUUUGUCAACUCUCAGCCAGGGACAACAGAUUCAUUCAGAGGUGGUAAAAGCUGGGGUUACUUCAGUUGCUGCUGUUAAUAGUUCCUUGAUUAGUAUGUAUUCACAUUGUGGCUGCUUAAAUGAGGCGGUUAGAGUAUUCGAGGAAAAAGGGUCUGGAGAAAGAGAUCAUGUUUUGUGGAGCUCGAUGAUUUCCGCUUACGGGUUCCACGGGAAAGGAAAAGAGGCGAUGGAGAUAUUUAAAGAGAUGGAAAUUGAUGGUAUAGAAGCCAAUGAGGUGACUUUCUUGAGCCUGCUCUAUGCUUGCAGUCACUGCGGGUUGAAAGAUGAGGGUUUUGAAUUUAUUGAUAAAAUGGUGAAUGAGUACGGAUUGAAACCUGACGCAAAACACUACACGUGUUUAGUCGAUCUUCUGGGAAGAUCAGGUCGGUUGGAGGAGGCAGAGGGCCUCAUAAGGUCCAUGCCCGUCGAGGUUGAUGCAAUUACGUGGAAAACAUUGUUGUCCGCCUGUAAAAUUCAUAAAAAUGCUGACAUGGCCGGAAGAAUAACUGAGGAGAUUAUAAAACUCGACCCUCACGAUUCGGCUUCGUAUGUCCUCCUGUCAAACACACAAGCUUCUGCUAGAAGAUGGCAGGAUGUGUUAGAGGUUAGGAAAAAGAUGAAUGGCAUAAUGGUCAAGAAAGAGCUCGGCAUAAGCUGGGUUGAGUUGAAAAACAAGUUUCACAUAUUUUCGGUGGGCGAUAAGUCCCAUCCAAUGUCUGAAGAGAUCGAGUCGUGCUUGAAUGAUCUGAUGGUUGAGAUUCGAGCACGAGGGUACGUGCCUAAUUUAGGUGCUUCACUGCAUGAUAUGGAUUUGGAGGAGAAUGAGUAUAACCUGGCGCACCACAGUGAAAAAUUGGCACUUGCUUUUGCUCUCAUGAGUAUACCUCUUUAA